Messenger RNA from Acanthisitta chloris (rifleman), 504 nucleotides. It is a transcript of the gene GEMIN6, whose product is annotated as gem (nuclear organelle) associated protein 6. Lineage: Eukaryota; Metazoa; Chordata; Aves; Passeriformes; Acanthisittidae. Gene Ontology annotation, biological process: spliceosomal snRNP assembly; spliceosomal complex assembly. The coding region runs from base 1 to 504 and encodes 167 amino acids. Gene Ontology annotation, cellular component: nucleus; SMN complex. The transcript has 2 exons. The record is from RefSeq and is a predicted model, not a curated record.
AUGAAUGACUGGCAGAGGAAAAGUGCUCUAGACUGGGCAUCGUAUGUGAACAAAUUGGUGAAAGUUGUUGCAGUUGAGAAACAUGAAUAUGAAGGAUGGGUUGUAACAGUUGAUCCAGUUUCUACCAGUAUUGUCCUUGCAACAUUCCUGGAGAAUGAAGAGGUGUCCAUAUCAGUUGUCAUGGGCCAUGCUGUCCAAGAGGUUGAAAUACUGAAAGAAGAGGACAGUGAAAUGAAGCAGCGUCUUUCUUGUAUAUUUACACCUGAAGAAAGCAAAGCAUACAGCCCAGAGGAACUGGAAAAGAGGAAGAAGGACUUGAAGACCUGGCUAGAAACAAACCACAUCCCUGUGACAGAGCAGGGCAAGUCAGGCAGGACACUGUGUGUGGCAGGAGUGUUAACUAUUGACCCACCAUAUGGCCCAGAAGAGUGCAGCAGCUCCAAUGAGAUCAUUCUGUCUCGAGUUCAAGGACUGAUACAGGGCUAUCUUGAAAAACAACAGUGA